Messenger RNA from Bipolaris maydis ATCC 48331, 1886 nucleotides. RefSeq lists its product as uncharacterized. The record is from RefSeq and is a predicted model, not a curated record. NCBI's taxonomy places the organism in Eukaryota, Fungi, Ascomycota, Dothideomycetes, Pleosporales, Pleosporaceae.
UUGUAUCAGUGUGCUGUCCACCUUCUCACCUACCGAUGAGAAUAUACCAAGAAAGUCAUUAAUUCUUACUAUCUCUUGGUGUGAAGAUUCAACGACUUGUUCAUUUAUACCUGCCGUCUCCUCCUCCGCUCGCUUCCAGUACUACAGCAUAUCUUUUUGCUAUCUGAGGACGACAUCACCCCCUUUUACUAUAAGAAGAACAACUGUCACUAUGCCCCAUUCCACUGAACAAAAACCGAGGAAACUCGUUCUAUGCUUUGAUGGCACGGGAAACGUCUUUAAUGGCAACACCUCGGACACCAACAUAGUCAAACUCUUCGACAAAUUUGACAGAAGGGACCCUAUGCAGUACCACUACUACCAAACUGGUAUUGGCACAUACAAUGUCGAUGGAGGCCCUAUUAAUAAGACCUUCUUGGGGUCUAUCCGCUCAAAAAUCUCCAAAACCAUAGACAGUGGCUUUGCCACAACCUUUGACGCUCACGUCAUUGCAGGCUAUCGCUUCAUCAUGCGGUACUACAAGGAGGGUGAUAAGAUCUACAUUUUCGGCUUCUCGAGGGGUGCUUUUACUGCCCGCUUCCUUGCACGCAUGAUUUACAGAGUUGGUCUACUCUCUGAGGGUAACGAAGAAAUGGUCCCUUUCGCAUAUGAUCUCUACCAGGAUUACGAGAAGGGAAAGUUGGAAGUCCCCGACCAGGAGCGAAGGGAUUCUCCGCCUACCACAGGAUCAUCCAAUGGAUGCCACGAAACCGACCCUCUCAUCAACAGUGGCUCUGACAUGCACGAAUGCUCGGAACCUGAUGAGCAACAACUCAGAAAGAAUAAACUCAAUGCAUUCAAAGCGACAUUCUGUCGUUCAGAGGGCGUAGAAGCAUCGGGCAUUAAAGUGCACUUCUUAGGCAUGUUUGACUGCGUCAGUAGUGUUGCCGUCUUGGACAGCCCAUUUGGAAAAGCUCCCAAAGCCGUCUCAGUUGCGGGAACUGCCCGUCAUGUUCGCCAUGCCGUCGCUGUCGACGAGCACCGUGUUAAGUUCAAAGCUGCUUUGCUUCACCAAGACAAAUCCCACCCUCACACUACCGAUGAAGAUGUAAAGGAAGUUUGGUUCCCCGGCAAUCACGGCGAUGUCGGUGGAGGAUGGCCAGCUGCGCAAUCCGCAACGACCGAGAAGCCCAAGGACGAUAGAAGCUGGUGGCGCAGAAUCUUCACAUCGUGGAAGGACCCGAACGCAUCCAACCCUGGUACUGAUCCCUAUCAAAUGAGUGACGUGCCCCUUGCUUGGAUGAUCCGUGAAUUGGAAAUCAUUGGUGAACAGGAACCAGAAGCAGCGAUUGCAUGGAACAAGAGGAAGGACGGAUUUAAGAAACAUUUCUUUAUGAAGCGGAAUCAGGCUUACGAUGGCCCAAUGCACGACACCCUCAAGGUCUCAGGUGGCUCAUCACUAUUCAAGGUCAUCCUCUGGAAUUUCAUGGAAUAUCUACCAAUUCGACGCUGGGAAUUGAAAUUGAAAGGUUCGGGACAUGAGUGGGCUUAUAUCGCAUGGCCUUUUAACAUGGGAUCGGCACGAGACAUUCCCGACGGCGCACUCUUACACGACUCUCUUCUCAGGCGACUUACAACUCAUGCCAACUACCGACCAUCCAACAACCGAGGCGGCAAAUCAGCUGCCUGUCUGGAUCCCAAGAAGUUUAUUCUCAAAGACGAAGAUACGGGUGUGGUCAAAAAAUCGGCAACUGACAUCGCUGAGCCUGUUGGCAUUCAUAGCAUUUACACACUUGGGACAGAUGGACUAAACGGCAAGGGACUCCUACGCGUGUAAAAUAGGCCUUUUUUUUCUUUGCUAAAUUGUUAAACUAAUAGGAUUAAAUCCCACACAAGUCCACUAUGCC